Messenger RNA from Erinaceus europaeus (western European hedgehog), 825 nucleotides. It is a transcript of the gene SPMIP11, whose product is annotated as sperm microtubule inner protein 11. The record is from RefSeq and is a predicted model, not a curated record. Bases 4 to 399 code for a protein of 131 amino acids. NCBI's taxonomy places the organism in Eukaryota, Metazoa, Chordata, Mammalia, Eulipotyphla, Erinaceidae. The transcript has 4 exons.
GCUAUGGCCUUCUUCAACUUGUAUCUACUGGGAUAUCAAAAUUCCUUUCGAGGCAAAAAAAGAAACGCAACUGAAGAAACAAAUCAGAAGGGACCGGUGGCCACUAGUCUGCCCCAUAUCACCUCAACAGACGGCAAUUACUCUGUACACCAGAGCAGCCACGCAAAAUAUCACAAAGCCGUACAGAAGGUGUUGUUAAAGACGUUUCCCAAUCAGGUCUUCAGAGUGCCCUUGACUGAUGCCCAGAACUUCAGCUUCUGGAGGUGCCACGACCCAGGGGUGUACCCAGAGGAAACCACGCCGUGGAUCCGGAGUCCCCGCCACUACAUCGUCAAGAGCCCGAUGACCAGGUUUAUGGAUCACUGUAUUCUCAAUGACAGAAGCUCCUGCCUGUAUUGAGCAGGAUACAUCUGAAGACAGACAAGAUGAACUCAGGGAUGUUCCGACUAGCAGGGGGUGAGGGGUGAGGGAGAGAGUGAAUGCAGAGUAAACGCUUGAAACUAGAAGUCACUUGUGUGGACUGACAGUGGAGGGGAGGGGAGGAUGGCUUCAAGGCCACACAGCCAUGAGUCCAGAUCUCUCACAGGUGCCUGCGAGGAUGCGGGAGAAUCCCGAAGGAGCCACGACUUGGGGUGUUUGGUCAGGAGGGGCCAGGGCACUUGAAAGGCAGGUCUUUUUUUUGUUUGUUUUUUUCUGCUGGUGUGAGUGGGGCAUCAUCACAGGUCUUCUCGACCUCACGCAUCUCAGGAAUCAAUGACAAACCGGGGAGUCACACUGUCCCUCACGCAGCGAAGGGGCCUGGAGGAGUCGCGCACUGCACGUCAC